Messenger RNA from Nilaparvata lugens (brown planthopper), 6005 nucleotides. RefSeq names its product transmembrane protein 198. The transcript has 7 exons. Bases 613 to 1746 code for a protein of 377 amino acids. Gene Ontology annotation, cellular component: plasma membrane. The record is from RefSeq and is a predicted model, not a curated record. Lineage: Eukaryota; Metazoa; Arthropoda; Insecta; Hemiptera; Delphacidae.
AAUUAAUAAUUAAAUUUAAUAAUAAUUAUAAAUGGUAAAGUUUUGUCCACAAUUAUUGUAAGUUGAAAUUAAGUUUUUUAUUCAGUUUUGAACAUGACCGUAUGCCACACCGAUAGUCGAUCAAAAUCAAAAUCUUGUCGAUCAGUCAAGUCCCGACUCUCGAUUCACUUCACAGUCGGUGCUUUGCUUUUGAGGUUGAGUUGAGUGUUGAUUCAGUUGCAGUUCUCAGUUCUUGGUUGUUGGUGGUCGAGUGGUUGAAUCAAAUCGAGUUACAUUUUAUCGGGUUUGGAAUCGGCUUCUCUGCUCAGCUCAGAAUUUAGAAUAGUCCGCAGUCCAACUCCGAACCGAAGCCCGAACAGUGUUUAGUGCAGAGUGAAGUUACAGUGUUGUGUUCAAUGUAGAGGUAGGUCAAAAGUGUGUUCAAUGAUCAAUAUUGUUGCUGGAUCAGUUUCCAAAUUCAUGUUAUUUGUUCUUGUUUGAGCAGUCUGUGGAACAAAUUAAGAGAUGUUUUACUUUAUUGACAAAAUUACAAUUGAAACGGACUGGUCUGAAGUUGUUGAUUACUCAUCGCAAGCUGGCAUAGUUCUAUGCAAAUAAGAAAACGUGGCAGGCAUGUCGGCCGGCCAACUGGUGCCUGUGCUGGCUGGCCCCCCCAAUGCGACCGUGGGAGGAGGCGGGGGUGCAGGAGGGGGCGUGGGACCCGGCAUUGAGCCCAAAUUCGACCCCUGCUACCAUCAGGACCGGCACAGCCACAUCGAUCUCGUCAUAGCUGUGCCAUGUGCCAUGUAUCUGCUCUUCGGCACUAUUUACUUUUUGUUUGGUUACCGUUGUUUUAAGGCUGUUAUGUUUUUGACUGGUUUUGUGUUCGGUUCUGGGAUUGUCUACCUGAUCUGCAUACAAGACAAAAUGAUGCCACCCUAUUGUAAUGUUGGUGUGGCGCUAUCAGCCGGUCUGCUGCUGGGCCUGAUUACGAUGCUCGUGCAGUACGUAGGCUUGUUCAUGACCGGCUUCCACACGGGACUGCUGCUUGGAAUUGCUGCGCUGGCUUUUUCUGAGCCUUACUACAAGCCACCCACUCUGCUCGCUGUCAUUGGAUCACUGCUUGGUUCUGGACUACUGUUUGCCAUACUAAACUUGCAGUUCCAGAAAGUGUUGACGAUAAUCGGCACAUGCGUGUACGGGGGUGCUAUCGUGUCUGGCGUCAUGGACUACUUUGUGGAGAACCUGGCGAUGGUGGGCUGGCUGUGGGGGCGGGUGGUGCAGAGGCGGUCGAGUGCCGCUUCCAGUGUUGCCAGCGCCUCCAGUGCUUCUGCCGCCUCCGAGCCCUGCUGGUUUGGCUGGCUGAUACUUGGCUUUUGGCCGGCGCUUGUCAUGCUCGGCUUGGUCGUACAGUGCUCCAUCACUGGGCGAGGCAUACAUCACCAACAGUUGGUGCACGUGAAGAGACAUCACCACACGAAUCCCAACCGGGUGAGGGUGCGCACACGCGAACAGAGGGCCGAACUCAGGCAGAAGAAGUAUCGUUACCUAUACCAAAUACGAACAGCCCACGGCGAUGUUAUUAGUCAGAACUACGUACAGGCUCUUCAGCGGAAAGUGAUUUCUGGUCCAGGGGGGAACGGAUGCAAUGGAGGGGAGAGCUCAACCCUGCAGUCGGAUGCCACACAUCUCACCAUAUUGCCUGGCGAGCACCACCCCAACUCCAACAUGCCAUAUCCGCAUGACGACGACAUACACUAUCGAUAGUCCCGGCUCCAUCACUCAUGUGUUGUUGGUCUGUUAACACUCAGAAUGUGCCGAUUUAUGUGCAACCGUAACUUGGGUUAAGCUAAACUUGGUUUAAUUUAAAUUUAGUUCAGCCUAAACUUGGUUUAAUCUAAAUUUGGUUUAAUAUAAACUUGGUUUAAUCCAAACUUGGUUUAAUCUAAACUUGGUUUAAUCCAAACUUGGUUCAAUUACAACUUAGUUUCAUUCAAACUUGGUUAUAUCUAGACUUGGUUUAAUCUCAAUAUUCAGAUUCAACCCAAUUUUAGUUUUACUAAAUCUUUGGUUUAUUCCAAACUUGGUUUUACUAAACUUGGAUUGAUCUCAACCUUGUUCAAGUCAAACUUGGUUUUAACCUAAACUUAGGACCGAAUUCUCCAAAACUAAAACUUAGUUUGAGUGUCAGUUGAUUCUAAAUAAAUAAAAAAUCAUAUAACAAAACCAAUUCAAAAUCAUCUAACUUAGAGCCAACUUUCGCACAAACCUAGUUUCCGUUUUUGGUGAAUUUGGGCCUUAGUUUUAGCCAAACUUAGUUUCAACCCAAUCUUAGUUUUAUCCAAAGGCUUAUUCCAAAAUUGGUUUUAGUCAUUUGGUUCUAGUAAAACCUGGUUCAAUUCAAACUUGCUUUGACUAGUCAAACCUGGUAUCAAAACUACAUCUGACUAGCCAAAGUUGGUUAAAGUUAAACUUGGUGUAAGCCAUACUUCGUCUGAUUUCAGAAAAAAACGAAAACCAGGUUAGCAGACAUUUGAAAUAGGCAGACUUUGAAACUGGACUUUUAAUAUGAUUUUUUGUUGGUUUAGAACCGACUGCCGUUCAAACCUAGUUUUCGUUUUGGUGAAAUUGGCAAUUAGCUUCAGUCAAUCUCAUUUUAGGUGUGUAUAAUCUAAACUUGGUUCAAGCUUUACCUGGUUCUAACAAGAUUUUUGUUCAAUCCAAACUGAGUUUAGUCUAACCUACAUUUUUAUUUUAGCCAAAGUCAGUUCAAGUAAUACUUGUUUAACUAAACUACUGUUUCAAGCCAAACUUUGUGUAUUAUCUAAUAUUGAUUCUAGCUGAACCUGGUACAGAAUUCUUUUCAGCUAAAACUGAUUGGCAUACGGCCCUGGGGCCCUGAUUUGAUGUCGUGUAAAUGAGAGUGACUCAACUACAUACCGUGACUGUGCUGUGUUGAAUAUAUUAUUUAUUUUAGUGACGUAGACAGCUCGCACAUAAUUGAGCACACUUGUGAUGAUAAUACUGUAUUUUCAAGUCCAUUCUAUUUAUAUGGAUAUAUAUAAAUAGUUGUAGCUGUAUUAUAUUAAAUAUGUAUCUUAAUAAUAAUGUUUAUCUCAGAGGAAAACAAUGAGUGAUUGGAUUUAUAUUGCGCGUAUAAUUGUGGUGCUAAAACGUGACUGUGAUUGUGGUUGGUUGUAAAUCUUUUCGGGGCGCUUUGAAGAAAUCUGGUUUGAAACUUUUAGUUUCAAAACAAAAUGUGCGACGAUUUUGUGUGACAAUUGGAGUGGGCAAACCAUUACUGCUCAUAACUUUCAGUAGCCAAACCUAGGUUAUUUGUUUCUCGAAUAUUGAGCUCAAAUUUUUCAAAACUCAUUGUUUUGCCAAGAAAAUAGAUAGCCCUUUUAGCCCAGGGCAGCCAAUUUUUUUGUGGGAUGGUUCCCAGAUUAUUGUCUUUAAUGGAAGGCUUUUGAUUUUUGUACGAUUUCAAGCAAAACAUGUUUUGUAAAGAAUAAUGUUCAUGUAUAAUUAUCCUUAAUCACUAUUAUACAGAUAUUUGGUACUCUAUACUGCCAUUUUACCUAGUGAUUAUACUUGCUGCUACUUUUGAUUAUUCAAGGAAUUUAUAUGUAAAAGCGCAUCAGUUCUAUUCAUGGAAUUCAUACUUGAAAUUUCAUAAGCUCUAUUUAUCGAGUAAACAUGAAAUCUAUGAUUGUGCUAAAGUUUGUAAGAUCUAUUCGUGAAAUUUAUAUGCGAAAGUUCAUAAGUUAUACAAGACUUUGUCAAGACUAUUCAUUCAAUAAUCCCCCUACUCCUAAAUUAUUAUUAAAGACAGAUUUAAUUAUAUUUCAGUUGAAAUGUACUGUAUUUUUUUAAUUUCAUGGUGCUAAUCUUCAAUUUCAAAUCAUUAUGUUGUAUUUCCAUUUUCAACCUUUUUCAUUGAUAGUACCAUUAUCUUUGAAAUGACUGAUUCUUACCUUGAUAAGGUAAAUUAUUUUUGUUAGACAUAUUAAUAUUACGGUACUAUUCUUUGAAAGUAUGACAUGUCCUAUUAUGUAAUUUCCCUAAAAGCCUUGAAUUUAUUAUUUUUUGUAACUUUUGUGGGGUUUGUUUCUCAGCAAUGUAUGACUGGAAGAGCAAACUAAUUUCUGAAAUGAAUAAUCGCACAAAUAACGAUCAGUUCAGACAAAAGAAAAUUGAAGAAACCUAAUUUUAAGUGAACUAGUUUACUAUUUGUUGAUUCCAAUUUGAACAAAUCAAAAAUACGUACCUAACAAUAAUUGUUAGGUAUUAAUUAUUAAAAAUAACUCUUUUAUGUUCCCCAAUUUUUUCUUCAGCGCUCAUCCAAGUUGAUGAAUUUCAAGUUGUACACUAUUUUAAAAAUUCUUUAGCACAAUCUAUUAUGAAAUUGUCGAUUUCAAAUACUACUCCUCUGGAGACCGAACGUGAUCUCUGCAUACAAAGACACAAUUAUUCUGAUUCUACUAGUAACCUAAUGCUAUUUUAUAUAAUUUAGACAUUAUUUAUUGUAGUUAAUGUCAUUUCUGUUACAUGUGUUUUAUGCAUCACCUUCAUGCUUUUGUUGUGAUUUAUGAUUGAAAAUCGGUGUAUUAAUUAGUUUUACAAUGUUAGUUAUUGUUUUGCUAGAAGUCGUGUUAGUCUCACAACCACUUUCCGAGAUUCAAACUAUUCAUAGUUGUGAGUUUCUUUAAGAUUUUCCAUUUUAUUCCUUAAAAAUUAUUCCAAUUGUUUGCAACUAUUGUGCGAUUUUAGUUAUUUAAUGAAUUAAAUUAUUUGACAAUCAUUCCAAUCCAAGCUGUUGAAAAUUGUGAUUGUGAUAUGUUAUCUCGAUACGGAUUUCAGUAAAGUGGGAAUUGAUGGAGUGUUUAUGCUGAAAUUGCACUGGAUUACUGUAUAUGAAAUCACAAAUUGAAGAACACGAUCGAUUUUUAAAUCUUGUUCAUUUUUUGUUGUAUCGUUAUUUUCAUCAAUUUUUGUUAUCUUGAAAAAAGUAAAUAUUUUUUUCUAUUCGAUAUUGGUUUUCUUAAUUUAAUAACUCAAUAUUGAUACAGUAGUAAACUUAUAGUCUGUGUAAAAUAAGCUGGGACCUUGUUCUCCAUUCGAAGAAAUUGCAGGGUUGGCAAAUCGUGUAAAAUUUCCAAUUUAACGUCAGAAUUGGAUGUAGAAUAUCAUCCCCGAUAUCCCAGUAGUGCUAAAAAAGUUUUAGGGUUGAAGGAUUAAUAGAAAAUUCCACUUUUUUGAUGAAAUUGGAAACAUCCAAUGUUUAUCUUUUGAAUGUCACUUCCUUCAGAAUCAUGGGGCGUCGUGAUGUGUAAGACUUAUAUCAAAAUAAUGGGGAGAAUGUCUCCUUUCUAUUGGUGUCUGUGUAAUUUUUAUUCAGAGAGUUGAAUUUCCUUUUAAUCCUUCAACCUUAAAACUUUUUUAACACUACUGGGAUAUCAGGAAUGAUAUUCUACAUCCAAUUCAGAUGUUAAAUUGGAAAUUUGAGAUUGUUGCAAUUUUACACCAUUUGGCAACCCUGCAAUUUCUUCGAAUGGAGAGCCAAGUCUCAACUUAUUUUACACGGACUUGGAAUUUUCUGUGCGAUAUUAUCAUUGUAUACAAAAUUGUUGAAUUAUUUGUAAUCGAGGCACAACGGCCUGUUUAUUUUGAAUUAAUAAAUGUAAUUAUUUAAAUUGUUCUUUUUGAAUUGAAAUCAUUUUGUAAUGAACACGAUUUUCCACAUAAUACGUCGACUAUAUCCAAUUUAAUUUAUGAUUACUCUCCAACCUCGAGUAGUGUGUUCAUUUUAUUAAUUUCAGCACAUCACAUAUAGCUUAUUUUUUGUAAUUCGGAGAUUGAAUCUUUAAGCGGCAGGCAGGUUGUGUAAUGGGGUUGAAUUUAUGGAUGUAUUCUUAUAAUAAUCUGUAUGCAAGUUGUGUAUAUGAUAUAAUAAUGUAAAUAGGUAUUAAAUAUUUUACUAUGUACAAGUUAUAAUAUGUAACUCAUUAAUUGUUUAUCUGUGA